Molecule: messenger RNA, 3064 nt
Organism: Paramisgurnus dabryanus
Lineage: Eukaryota; Metazoa; Chordata; Actinopteri; Cypriniformes; Cobitidae
Product: hydroperoxide isomerase ALOXE3
Biological process (GO): lipid oxidation
Molecular function (GO): protein binding; oxidoreductase activity, acting on single donors with incorporation of molecular oxygen, incorporation of two atoms of oxygen; iron ion binding
Source: RefSeq, a predicted model, not a curated record
AGCCUUUAAGCUUUAUAGUUUUUAUGAACGUGUAAACGGGUGAGAAAAUACAAUUUGACCCCGACGUGAUUUGAACACGCAACCUUCUGAUCUGGAGUCAGACGCGCUACCGUUGCGCCACGAGGUCUUCGAUAGGUUGGUGGUGGGUGCUCUACAAGUCGGUGUGACAGAACAGAUGUUUAUCAUGUUAUUUUUCAGACUAUUAGUUCCGUUUUUGUUAACUAUUCUUAUUUUUUAUUUCUGUUUAAGGGUAAAGGCUGGAAUUGACGUUACUAUUUAAUGCUUGACCAUAUAACUUGUUGGCUGGACGCGUUUUUUUUCCAUGGAUUGCGAGAAUUUUAUAAAACGUUGUUAUUGUGAGAUUCACAAAAUCAAUUUUUAUUAUUCGGUCUUUCAAAUUAAUUAUGUCGCCACUAUUUAUUUUUACAGUGAACAUAUGAGUAUAGUAGACCUUGUAUUCUUAUUCACCAUGUAUUUAUCGUCGUAAUAUGUAGAUCCCUGGUGGUCUAGUGGUUAGGAUUCGGCGCUCUCACCGCCGCGGCCCGGGUUCGAUUCCCGGUCAGGGAACUAGAUCUUUUUUAAAACGUGAUACGUUACGUAUUCAGAUAAAGCACACACAAGAACUAUUAUUGAUUUUACUAUUAUUAAUUGUUGUUGAUUCUCUCUAUAUCUUAGAUAACGUAUUAUUGCAAUUAAUAGUUAUAAACAGAUUAAAUAGUUUGAGUAAGUAGCAUUACCGACAAGUACAAAGACAUUUUAAAGUAGAAUGCUGUAAUGUAUAACGAGUUAAGAUCGAACUUAAAAUUGUGUUAAUAAAACUGCGCACACUGCUCAUGGUCACAUAUCAGUUUUCACACUAAAUAUGUGAGAAGAGCUAUCAGGAAGAACUCGUGCAAAGUUUACACACGCACGCGUGCAUGCAGAUAAUCAGAAAGCAUCUGAGGACCUCGCUUCACAUCUUCAGAGAUAAAGGAAAGACCUUAUGAUGAGCCUAAUGGAUGGGUUUCACGUGACAAUUCGAACCUCCGCAACACCUCUCUCAGGAACGUAUGGCAUCGUUUGGAUCUCUCUGAUUGGCACUCAUUGCGAGACCCCUCCAGUCAGCGUGAAUCCAAAUCAACACCGUCUCCUGCCCGGCUCUGCCUGUACCAUUGUCAUCAAGCCUACAGACGAAAUUGGCCAAGUGGUUCUACUGAAACUCCGUCUUGAGGCUCACCCUGGCUUUCCGGACCUGAACUGGCACUGCCAGGAUAUACAUGUGAAGCAUUCUGAAGAUUCCAACAUAGAAGUAUUCCCAUGCAAUAAAUGGAUUCGGAGUGAAGAUGGUUACAUUGAGCUUCGGAAUGACAAAGUGUGUCUUAAAAAGGACGAAACAUUGGCAAUCCUGACAGCUCACCGGGAAAGGGCUCUUCAGAAUAAACAGCAACACAUCAGGUGGGCCACAUUUGUUGAAGGGGGCCCUCAUUGUGUGGACAUGUCCAGUUCUGCUUUAGGUCCCAACCUGAGAUAUGUCCGUCAACGGCCAGUCAACAUUGUGCACUAUCUAAAAGGUUUUGCUCAAAAUGGAACAUCUUGGAAAAGUUUCCAGGAACUUGAGACAUUCUUCCUGUUUAACGGAGGAGAGAACCCAGUUGCCAGAUAUGUUCAGGCCCAUUGGAAAGAGGAUGCCUUCUUUGGAUAUCAAUGCAUCAAUGGCUCCAAUCCUCUGUAUAUCAAACAGAUCCACAGCCUACCACCCAACCUGGCGGUCACUUCAAAGAUGGUCAAGACUUUUCUGCCACAGGGGUCGACCCUGGAGUACGAGAUGGAGAGUGGACAUGUUUAUCUUCUGGAUUUCGAGAUUCUGGAUCAUUUGCCUGCUAAUACUGUCAAUGGCAAGCAGACGUACAUGACUGCACCUUUAUGUCUUCUGCAUUAUGACCAACAAGGAGAGCUUAAGCCAAUUGCCAUACAGCUUCAACAGACUCCUGGUCCACAAAAUCCUGUUUUCUUACCUUCCGAUCCUGCACCGGAUUGGUUGUUGGCAAAGAUGUGGGUGCGUAAUUCUGAUGUCCUGGUCCAUCAGCUGCUUUCCCACUUCUUGCGCACUCAUCUUUUAGGAGAGAUGUGCUGUACCGCCACGCUCAGACAGCUGCCAGAGAUUCAUCCACUGCACCAGCUUCUGAUGCCACACUUGCAAAGCACUCUUCAGAUCAACAUUCAGGCUAGAGAAACUCUUCUGGCCAAAAAUGGUGUUUUUGACAAGGCUAUGGCUUGCGGUUUGGAUGCGGUAGCGCUGCUGGUUGCACGAGGAACGCAGCGUCUGCGCUACAGCGCGAUGUGCGUGCCAGAUGACCUGAGAUCCCGUGGACUGGAUACUCUCCCAAUCUGCUAUUAUGCGCAAGACGCUCUCAGGGUUUGGGACGCUUUAUAUAGGUUUGUUGAGGGCUGGAUUAAUUUGUAUUACUGUGAUGAUGAGAAAGUUCAACAGGACUGUGAACUACAGAACUGGAUCAGAGAGAUCUUCAUGGAAGGAUUCCUCGGCCUCACUCACACAGAAAUCCCACCGUCAUUUCAAACUACUGCUGAAUUGUGCAAGUUUAUCACGAUGAUGAUUUUCUCCAGUUCAGCGCUUCACUCAGCUGUAAACUUCUCUCAGCUGGAUUACAAUCUUUGGAUACCAAACAGUCCAGGAGUCAUGUUACGCCCCCCUCCUCAGACCAAAGGUUUAUUAUCUGAGGAUGAGCUUCUCUCUUUCCUUCCUGAGGUUAACACCACUUGCAGCAUUCUUACUGUCUUGACCAUGCUAUCAAAGCUUGCCAUUGACUAUGUGCCUUUGUGCCACUAUAAGGAGUGGUACUUUAGCAGCGGUGCCCCCCUCAGGCUUGUGGAGAAGGUACAGAGAGAGCUGAAGAAGAUAGCAAAAGACAUUAAAAAAAGAAACAGCCAGCUGGAGUUACCCUACCUUUACCUGUCACCAGAUCGCAUUGAGAACAGUGUGACUAUCUGAGUUCAUUAGUUAAAGUUGUACCAAAAGGGUUUUCUAAGUAACUUGUUACAUCACUAAAGCCUGAUGUUUUCUUUA